This is a messenger RNA of Pyricularia pennisetigena, 1341 nucleotides long. RefSeq lists its product as uncharacterized. The record is from RefSeq and is a predicted model, not a curated record. NCBI's taxonomy places the organism in Eukaryota, Fungi, Ascomycota, Sordariomycetes, Magnaporthales, Pyriculariaceae. The coding region runs from base 1 to 1341 and encodes 446 amino acids. The transcript has 2 exons.
AUGAACUUAACCACCAGUCUGUGGCCCGAAAGGCCAAGCCAUUCAUUUGUCGUCUUGACGACCGUCACUGCAACUAUUGCGAUAUUCAUCACCUUGCGACGAUAUCUGUACCCGAGGCAUCCGAGGACAAUUCCAGGCCCACUCAAGACGGUCAUCCCACACCUCACAAAGGAUGAGAUCGCAAAGCUCGACUAUACGCCUGAUUACUUUCCCGGUGCCCGGGAUGUCCAGACUCCCUAUGGGUCAAUGAGAGUAUACGAGUUUGGUCCCACGACCGGCCGCAAGAUACUUUUCAUCCACGGUAUCUCCACUUCGUGUCAAACGCUGACGAAGCUCGCCUAUGGCCUGGUCGCCCGCGGCCACCGCGUAAUGCUCUUCGACUUGUUCGGCCGUGGCUUCUCCGACGGCGUCGGCGACCUUCCCCACGACGCGAGGCUGUACGUCUCCCAGGCCCUUUGCGCCCUGGCAUCUUCCCCCCUGUCCUGGAUGGACGGCAGCACCGGCGGGUUCGACCUCGCCGGGUACUCCCUCGGCGGUGGUGUCGCCGUUCACUUUGCCGCCUCGUUCCCCGCCGCCGUCAGGAGUCUGAUCCUGCUCGCACCCGCCGGCAUGAUCCGCAAGGAGAGCUUCGGUACCGUCACCAGGUUCGUCUUCACCGCUGGUCUGGUUCCCGAGCGUGUCCUUGCCGCCCUCACCAGGUGGAAGCUGCAGAAGCCCAUCGCUAGCGCCGCCGCCAAGAGGCCGCGCCGGCAGCAGCAGCAGCAGCAGCAGGAAGGUGAGUCCAAGCCGCUCUUGGCCUCCGCAACCGGGGAGAAGGGUCCGGAAGGCAGCAACGGCACGGCACUGGGAUCAGAAAAGUCCGAGCGGCAGAGCAGCGACACAAAGCACCAGCACCAGCAUCAGCACAGCGCGACGAACCCCGUCAGCAUGGCAACCUCUGAAAUGCAGCCGCCGCACGCCCAAGAGUCCGCAGACCGGCUCGAGCGGCGCGUCAUGCGCUACGUGCGCUGGAUGUUGACCAACCACGCGGGCUUCGUGCCGGCCUUCAUGAGCACGAUUCGCGAGGCCCCGCUGAUGGGCCAGAACGACGCCUGGAGCCGCGUUGGGGCCAGCAGGCGCGCCGGCACCACCUGCGUGAUCCUGGGCCAGGACGACGAGAUCAUCGACCCCGAGGCGUACGAGGAGGACGCCCUUCCUCUCCUGGGCGGACGUGCCCAGGUCAGGUGGCGCGUCUUCCCGGCUGCGAGCCACGACUUUCCCAUGACGCACGCCGAGGAGACGUUGGAGGAGCUAGAUGCUUUCUGGGCCGAGUUUCCGGCUGCGGAGGAGUCUAUCGCGUGA